This is a messenger RNA of Momordica charantia (bitter melon), 402 nucleotides long. Its product is annotated as DNA-directed RNA polymerases I, II, and III subunit RPABC5-like. Lineage: Eukaryota; Viridiplantae; Streptophyta; Magnoliopsida; Cucurbitales; Cucurbitaceae. The record is from RefSeq and is a predicted model, not a curated record. Gene Ontology annotation, cellular component: RNA polymerase II, core complex; RNA polymerase III complex; RNA polymerase I complex. Gene Ontology annotation, molecular function: DNA binding; zinc ion binding. Gene Ontology annotation, biological process: transcription by RNA polymerase I; transcription by RNA polymerase II; tRNA transcription by RNA polymerase III.
AGAGUUGAAAAGCAGCAGAAGAAAUUAAUAGUUAGAAGCUGAAGAUGUUAAUCCCAGUUCGUUGCUUUACCUGCGGCAAGGUGAUCGGAAAUAGAUGGGAAAGUUAUCUUGAUUUGCUUCGAGAUGAUAAUGGUCUUGAUGAAAGCGGUGUUUUGGAUCGUCUAGGAUUAGUCCGUUAUUGUUGUAGGCAAAUGCUCAUCACGACAGUCAAUUUCAUUGAGAGGCUUCUUGAGUACAAUCCUAAUUUCUUUAUGAAUGAUGAAAAUGAUGAACAAGAAGAGAAGUGACACAAUGGAGGAUAUUGUGUGGAGUGUACAAGAAAGCAUACAGAUUUCUGUUUUUAUUUUUUAUUUUUUUUAUAUUACGGAAAAUUUGCAAAAAUUCAGUUGUGUUGUGAUCGAU